This is a messenger RNA of Mustela erminea (ermine), 441 nucleotides long. RefSeq names its product interferon alpha-1/2-like. Lineage: Eukaryota; Metazoa; Chordata; Mammalia; Carnivora; Mustelidae. The annotation marks the transcript as partial. Gene Ontology annotation, molecular function: type I interferon receptor binding; cytokine activity. The record is from RefSeq and is a predicted model, not a curated record. Gene Ontology annotation, cellular component: extracellular region. The transcript has a single exon. Gene Ontology annotation, biological process: positive regulation of peptidyl-serine phosphorylation of STAT protein; T cell activation involved in immune response; adaptive immune response.
CGACAAAUGAAGAGACUGUCUGCUAGCUACUGUGACAACUAUACAAACGACUUUGGCUUCCCCCAGGAGGUGUUUGACGGCAAGGCGCUGCAGAAGGCUCAAGUCCUCUCUGUCAUCCAUGUGACAAACCAGAAGACCUUCCACCUCUUCUGCACAGAGGCCUCACCUGCUCCCUGGAACAUAACCCUCCUGGAGGAAUUGUGCUCAGGACUUUCUGAGCAGAUGGGCCGCCUGGAAGCCUGUCCUCUGCAGGAGGCAGGGGUGGAAGAGAUGCCCCUGGUGAAUGGGGACUCCAUCCUGAGGAACUACUUCCAGAGAAUCUCCCUCUAUCUGCAAGAGAAGCAAUACAGCCCUUGUGCCUGGGAGAUGGUCCGAGCAGAGAUCAUGAAACCCUUGUAUGUAUCAAUAGCCUUGCAUAAGAGACUAAGGAGUGGCAAGUGA